CAGCAUGAAGACAGCACCGUGAACAGACUCGAUCGACAAGACUCCCUUCCAACAUGCCUCAUAAACACUCCGACCCUUGGGACAAGGGCCAUUUGCAGGUCAGCGACAUUCACCAGAUUUACUACGAGCAAUAUGGCAAAGCAGAUGGGAAGCCGGUAGUCUUUCUUCACGGCGGCCCGGGAGGCUGCACGUCGCCUCAAAAUACCGCCUUCUUCGAUCCAAACGUCUAUCGAGUGGUUUUGUUCGAUCAACGUGGAGCUGGCAAGUCUACCCCAGCGGCGGAACUUCGAGAAAAUACCUCUCAACUGCUCGUCGCCGAUAUCGAAGCCUUGAGAAAGCAUUGCAAGGUCGAGAGAUGGUUCAUGGUAUUCGGUGGAUCUUGGGGCUCCACCCUUGCCCUUCUGUAUGCGCAGGCUCAUCCCGAGCGUGUGCAGUCGUUGGUUCUGAGAGGCAUCUUCACAAUCCGCAAAAGCGAAAUGGACUUCUCUCGUGGUCCUGACGGCGUUGCUCGCGUCUUCCCGGAGCACUACGACAACUACCUCAAUUAUCUUCCCCCGUCGGCAAGGCAUGAUCCUCUCAGUGCAUAUUACAAGCUACUCACCUCGGAAGACUACAAUACAAGGCUUGAAGCGGCACGAGUCUGGAAUAGAUGGGAUCUUGCGCUUGGAGGACUAUUCCUGCCGGAAGGAGACUUGUUGCAGGGCAAGAGUGACGUCUGGUUAUUGCAGCACUCCAGGCUGGAGGCGCAUUAUGAGAUCAACGGCGGCUUCAUCGAGGAAGGGCAUCUACUCAAACCGGAGAACCUGGCCAAGAUUGCGCAUCUACCUUGCAGCAUUGUUCAGGGAAGAUACGACGUGUGUUGUCCCGCACGAACGGCGUGGGAGCUACAUAACGGCCUUCCACGCUCUACAUUGCAUAUGAUACCAGAUGCAGGCCAUGCGGCUUCGGAGCCUGGCACCCACCGGAAACUGGUCGAGAUCUGUGAUGAGUUUGCAAAAGUCGAUCUGUAGAUAAUGUGGGACAGAUGCUGCCGCCACUUUGUGCUGUUGUGCGUAAUCGUCUGGACGUAGAAUUCCCCAAGACAGUAUUCAAGGGGAAUAUCUGCCUUCAAACUACGCCAGAUAUCGAUUGGAACACCAGAGCCGCACGCAUAGAUGUCAUGGAUUGAAAAGCACGCCAAAUCAAUCAAUGUUCGCACCUUCCUAUUCGGGAGGGAAUGAGUCCGAAGCUCAUCAGCUUGAAUUCGGGCCUCAGUCCAGGAACUCGCAAGAA
Messenger RNA from Neohortaea acidophila, 1272 nucleotides. Its product is annotated as Alpha/Beta hydrolase protein. Gene Ontology annotation, cellular component: cytoplasm. The transcript has 3 exons. The coding region runs from base 54 to 1010 and encodes 318 amino acids. Gene Ontology annotation, biological process: proteolysis. Gene Ontology annotation, molecular function: aminopeptidase activity. NCBI's taxonomy places the organism in Eukaryota, Fungi, Ascomycota, Dothideomycetes, Mycosphaerellales, Teratosphaeriaceae. The record is from RefSeq and is a predicted model, not a curated record.